CUUUGUCAUGGUAUCAGAGCCUCACUAUUGGUGAACCAAUUUACCCGACUCCAUUUUUUUCGCUGAAACGUGAAGUUCUCUCCCAGUAGCCGUACCAGUGUCAUGGUUGGCAGAGCAUCAUGUCAGGUGAAGAUAGAAUCGACGUUGUGUCACCCACGUUGUUCUAACCGGCGAAAAUUAUGUGGCAUGGGCCAAGGCGAUUCAGCUCUCGUUGAAGGCAGGACGAAAGUUUCUGUUUGUUGACGGAACUAUAAAAAAGCCGACCGAAGUUCGUAAACUCCUCAAUUAGGAGACGAUCUCAUGCACUGCAAAAUGAAAGGGCAUGAGAUCGGGAAUUGCUUCAAAUUGUAUGGUUACCCGGAAUGGUGGGCGGAUCGUAAUCAAGGAGGGAAGAACCAGCAACCUAAUCGUGGACUUUCAUCUGCCUCGCAUGUCCUUCCACGGGGCAGAAAAACAGCACAUGAUGACGCCAAAGCAAAGGAGGAUGUGUUGACCCAACUUAAACCUGAGCAGGUGAAGGCUCUUAUAAACAUGCUGAAUACAGGUGCCACAAGUGUAGCCUGCAUGAGUGGACCAACUCUCGGGGAACCUGAUUGGAGCCGGUGAGAGAUGGGGUGGACUUUACUACUUUCACGGCAUUCCUAAAGCUCAGAUGAACACGGUUUCUGGCAUUGGGAAUUUUGAUUUGUGGCACCAGAGAUUGGGGCAUCCUUCAGAUAGAGUUCUCAAGUUAGUUCCAGUUGUUAGUAGUAAUUGUGAUCGCAAAAGCUUAAAUAAAAUGUGCAUUACUUGUCCAGUUGCCAAGAAAACACAUGCUAGUUUUCCUAUUAGUGAGAAUAAAGCAACUCGUAUUUGUGAACUCAUACAUUGCAAUUUGUGGGGACCUAAUCGUGUUCCUUCGUCCCGUG
Messenger RNA from Cuscuta europaea, 908 nucleotides. The record is from the annotation of a GenBank genome assembly. Lineage: Eukaryota; Viridiplantae; Streptophyta; Magnoliopsida; Solanales; Convolvulaceae.